UCUCUGGCCUCUUCCAUCCCACGCACUACACAUCAAGCGCACACGCAGACGCUGUGAGCCCUGUGGCCUACGGGCGUCGCUUCCACACUGCCAGCCAUUACUGCCAGCCCGUCCCCACCUGCCCCACCGGGCCCGACGAGCACGCCAGGGGGUCUUGCGCUGCAUGGACCGCCGCGGCGGCUCGCCCACGGCGGAGCGCCGCCGGGGGAUCCGGCGCCUACUGCUGGCGCGGGGUGAGGCGUCCUCCUACUCACCGCCACCGCCGCCGUCGCCGCUGCCGGCGGAGGAGGGGCGGGUGAAAGGGUUCGCCUCGGCGGCGCUGCGCGGGCUGGGGUGCACGUCGGCGGCGGCCUCGCAGGCGUACGCGCCGGGGACCGGGGCGGGAGCAGCCGCGGCGGAGGUCGUGCGGUCGUCGGCGGACUGGCACGGGCGACGGAGGAGGAGGGGGAAGGAGAGGAGGAAGGAGCGGGGCAGCGGGGGAGGGGGAGGCCUUGUGAGUGGGGGGAUCGGCGCCGACGUGUGGUGCGCUCCCGGGAUACCCUUCACCGCGGAGGCGUCGUCGGUGGACUGCGUGGUGACGCGGCACCAGAUGGUGGGGAGGGGCGGCCGCGGCGGCGAGGGGGAGAGAUCCCACAGAGAGAGGCCGUGCUUGUCCCGGAGGGUCACCGUGCAGGAGCAGAUAUCCUCGUCCUUCAUGGACUCGCCGCCGCCGCACAUCGACUCCCCGUUCUUCGGCGCCGAACUCAUCCCCUCCGGCCGCCACCGCCGGAUGCGCGGGUACCGCCACUCCCCCGGAGGCCUCGAGGAAGAGAUCAUGAUAUUUCAAACAAGAGUAUUGCUGGGAGGAAUGAGUGUGUACGAUCGAUACCAGGAUUGGCGCCUUGAUGUCGAUAACAUGACAUACGAGGAGCUGCUCGAGCUUGAAGACAGGAUUGGAUAUGUUAACACAGGGUUGCGUGAGGAUGAGAUUACUCGCAGCCUUAGGAAGGUCAAGCACCCAGCCUUCGGCUCUUUCCGAUUCGCAAAAGAAAUGGAAAGGAAAUGCAGUAUUUGUCAGGAAGAAUUUGAAGCAAAUGAAGAAAUGGGAAGGCUUGACUGUGGCCAUAGCUAUCAUGUUUACUGCAUCAAACAGUGGCUCUCUCAGAAGAACACUUGCCCAGUUUGCAAGACUGCGGUCAACAAGACAUGAAAUCCAAACUCCAAGCCAUAUUGUGGCUAUCUGUAUAACCUGGUGAAAUUGAAAAACUAUGUUGUCUUGUACAGGCCGUUACAUAUGCUAUUGUAUAAACGCAUCAUCCAUUCGUUUGCAUUUGCAGAUAGAAAUGCCGUAUUGUGGCCAUCUUUCAUCAAAUCUAUUGGUUCUGACA
Messenger RNA from Phragmites australis (common reed), 1367 nucleotides. RefSeq names its product E3 ubiquitin-protein ligase MBR2-like. NCBI's taxonomy places the organism in Eukaryota, Viridiplantae, Streptophyta, Magnoliopsida, Poales, Poaceae. The transcript has 5 exons. The record is from RefSeq and is a predicted model, not a curated record. The coding region runs from base 164 to 1189 and encodes 341 amino acids. Gene Ontology annotation, molecular function: ubiquitin protein ligase activity.